AUGUGCUACGGGCGGUCUAUCCUUCUCACCGGUGGGACGUCAGGAAUUGGCCUUGCCGUAGCCCAGCGUGCCGUUCUCGAGGGCGCGUCUCACGUUAUCAUUGUCACAAGAACCGCUUCAAAUGGAAGCAAUGCAGUUCAAAAGGUCACAGAAGCAACAGGGCUCCCGGACGCGCCUGUGUCAUACAUGAGCAAUGACUUUAUGAAAUUCCCACCAGAAAUGGUCAAAUCUGUACUCAAUCCAUUGUAUAUUAACACCCUGAUCAACUGCGCCGGUUUGACUUCGAACCAGCUGAUAAUCAAGCAGCGAAAUGAAGGUGCAGAGGCUGUCUGGGACGCGAAUUAUCAUCUGCCUUUCAAGCUCUCCAAAAUGUUGCUAAACGAUUAUAUGGCGAGGGCAAGAUUGAUCCAGAAAGAUAAAUCAGACAGUCGAGCCUCGGAGCCGUCCUGGUGUAUCGUCAACGUCUCCUCUCUCCUGGCACAGAAGGGCGGCAAAGGCUCAGCAACUUACGCAGCGUCCAAAGCAGCCCUGAUCGCACUGACCCGCGUAUUGACCCUGGAGAGCGGCGAUCUCUCCGAACGGGCACAGGACGUUAUGCCGCCCAUCCGCGCGAACGCCAUUCUGCCGGGAUACAUUGACACACCGAUGAUUGAAGGCUUCUCCGAGGCUCGAAAGGCGCAGCUGACGGCGCAAAUUCCAUCACGGAGGUUUGGCAAACCGGCUGAAGUCGCGGACGCCAUCAUGUUCCUCCUGCGCAAUGAGUAUGCAAAUAACUGCAUCUUGAAUCUCGAUGGUGGGCUCAGUGCGAUUUGA
Exophiala aquamarina CBS 119918 is the source of this 813-nucleotide messenger RNA. RefSeq lists its product as uncharacterized. NCBI's taxonomy places the organism in Eukaryota, Fungi, Ascomycota, Eurotiomycetes, Chaetothyriales, Herpotrichiellaceae. The coding region runs from base 1 to 813 and encodes 270 amino acids. The record is from RefSeq and is a predicted model, not a curated record. Gene Ontology annotation, molecular function: oxidoreductase activity, acting on the CH-OH group of donors, NAD or NADP as acceptor. The transcript is spliced from 3 exons.